Messenger RNA from Triplophysa rosa, 8216 nucleotides. Its product is annotated as beta-1,4 N-acetylgalactosaminyltransferase 2-like. The transcript is spliced from 11 exons. The record is from RefSeq and is a predicted model, not a curated record. The coding region runs from base 1288 to 2757 and encodes 489 amino acids. Gene Ontology annotation, molecular function: hexosyltransferase activity. Gene Ontology annotation, biological process: UDP-N-acetylglucosamine metabolic process; UDP-N-acetylgalactosamine metabolic process. Lineage: Eukaryota; Metazoa; Chordata; Actinopteri; Cypriniformes; Nemacheilidae. Gene Ontology annotation, cellular component: Golgi membrane.
CAAACUCCAGUGCGGGGAUUCAGUUUUAAUGAUGACCGUGUAGUGAGAUGUAAGAAGGCAAACAUAACAAACCCAACGGUUUUAAAAUAAAAAUGUUAAAUGGUCAGAUUCAGAGAUGCAAACUACUUAACUUUUGUGAGUUUUGCUGUUGAAAACUUUGAAAAAUUUAAAAUGGUUUGUCAUAGUCUUAAGACGUGUGUUCGAGUUAACAUGUCUAAAAACAGAUAAGGAGUUGGGAAGAAUGUUCCACCAGGAAGGAGUUGUGAAUGAGAAUGAGCGGGAAAGUGAUUUACUGCCCUUAUGGGAAGGCAGUACAAGAUGCCGCUGGUUUGCUGAACGCAGGGAUCUUGAUGGGGUGUAGGAGUGUAGGAGGGUGUGAAAGUAUGUCGGUGCAGAUCCAGUGAUAGUCCUGUAGGCAAGCAUUAGUGACUUGGAACUGAUACAGACUUCAACCGGUAGCCAGUGGAGAGAGAUGAAAAGGGGCGUCACAUGAGCCCUUUUGGGCUGUUGGAAGACGAGGCGUGCUGCUGCAUUCUGAUCCAGCUGGAGCGGUUUGAUAGCCUUUGCAGAAAGACCAGAAAGGAGAGCAUUGCAGUAGUCCAACCUUGAGAUGGACAAGGAGUUGUGCCACAUGCUCAGUGAGAUAGGGUCUAGCCUUUCUAAUGUUGAAUAAGGCAUAUUCAACACGUAUCCUUCAAAAUGAAGCACACGAAACAAAGGCUGCCUUCCAAGCAUCCUUCAGACUGAAAUGUCCUUAAGCGAAAGAUGUGCCUUCUUUUUGAGAAUCACCCCUAGACGUGAGUCGGGGAUGGAUGCAGGACAGGUGAAUUUUAGUGAUCUGAAAACAGAAAAACUUGCUAACAAAACAGAAAAAUGCCAGUCAGUUUGAGUGUAUGAGCUGGCUGGCAACACUUGGAAUUUUUGCUGUGCGCCAGGGUUUCAUAAAUGAACUGGGUCACUCAUUCCGCCGUAUACAUAAUCACAGAAUAUCAUAUCAAAUAAAAUGAGUUCUGUUGUCACUAUUGGCUGAAGUGUUACACGGAAGAACAAAAAAACAUAUUUCUUUGAACUUUGAAUGUUUCAGUGAGCGUCAUGGCGAAUAAAAGUGCCACUCCCUGCUCAUACUGUAAACCUGUUCAAUCUCAUCAGAUAACACUCAAACCUGGUUACACAUCCUGAUCUGAUGUUCGGAUUUGUUUCUUUGAACUCUGUUUUCUUAUUGAGAUCGAAAAAUUGCACUGUAUUUUCUGAACUUUAAUUCGACAAGUAGAUUUUUUUUAUUUGUUAAUGCAAUUUCUCGUCAUGCAUCUAUAUUUCCAAAUCCUCAUCGUUCUUUGCCUCAUCACUGCCUCCCUGCUGGCUUUGUUUUAUAUUAACAAUGGUCUUGAGAAAAAGGAUUCAUCUGACAUUAGGAGCCUCCCAAGUCACAUAAAAUGUGACAGUGGCCCUCGGAUCAUAGAUUUCCCCAAACCGCUUAUAGGGCCACUUUUCAAUGACAAUCCCUCUUGUGCCUGUCGAAACAAUAAUUUAUUAAACCAGUUUGUGCCUGAAAAUGAAUCGCAGGAUCUUCAAAAACGCAGAUUAGAAGAGUACAAACAACACCAGAUCAGGACAGGCAAACAGAAUGAUGUUCUUCUAAUUGCGCCUUCCAACACCCCCCUUCAGUAUCCCAUCAGAGGAUUCCGAGUAUUGCCUAUGAAUAAAACUCUCAUUCCUGGUCUAGCUGUACAAACACCAAACAGAGACGUUUACCAGGUGUCACUUAGGGUGGGGAAAGGAGUGCUGUCAGUAAUGGAUGUUCAGGAAGGACAGGACGUGGACGGACAGAAUGAGGGAAAUCUGACCAUCUCAUCCACCAGUCUUGAAAAACUCAAUGAUUUGCUCAGCCGAGUGACCUACACCAGCACCAUCUACCACAUCAAGACUGAAGAUCUCGCUUACUUUUCUUUUGAGAACCAUGAGGUCAUAUUCCCAAUCAAGAUCAGACGUCCGUCAGUUCCUGUUCUUUAUGAUCCGGGCAAAGAUAUAAACUCUCAGGUGACUGUGCUGGUGAAAGCAUUUUUGAGAUAUAAAGAACUGAGAGUUCUUAUUGAGAGUAUACGUGUGAACUACCCAAACAUAAAGAUCAUUAUUGCAGACGACAGUCUUAACCCAGAGAAGAUUGAUGGAGACAAUAUAGAGCAUUACAUCAUGCCUCCAGCACAGGGUUGGUUUGCAGGCAGAAAUCUGGCAGUAUCACAAGUCACGACUAAAUACUUCUUAUGGGUGGAUGAUGACUUUGUUUUCCUGAAUGAGACGCGUAUAGAGAGUUUUGUGAAGAUCAUGGAAGCCGUUCCUGAACUAGAUGUGGUUGGUGGUGAGGUUGAUGGAAAUCGGUUUGCCUUUAAAUUGCUCUAUCAAGAGGGAAACAGCGAUGAAGGCGGCUGCAUCACACGUGUCAGAGCAACACACGGACCCGUGCCGGGAUUGGACGGGUGCUUCUUCGUCGAUGGAGUCGUCAACUACUUCAUGGGCCGAACGGAUGCUGUGCGAAGGGUCGGUUUUGACCCGUUCCUCAAAAGGGUGGCUCACACUGAAUUUUUCAUUGACGGACUUGGAGGAUUGUUAGUCGUCACCUGUCAAGGCCUCAGAAUUGGUCAUCAGAAACGUGCUUCGACAGGCAACUACAAACACUUCAGACAUCCUCCAAAAGCUGAUUCGCACAGAAAACUAAUGCAUCAUUAUUUUAAGAACUAUCUAAAAUGCAUAUCGUACUGAAGGAGCUUCCCAGGUGAAAUGUUCCUCUCAGUUCCUCUUUUAGGUGAUCUGAAAUGAUCUUAAUCGAAUAUUUGGUGGUGUUCUGAAAGUCCUUAUACUGGGUUUGGUUACUUUUAAAAAAUAAAUUUGGUUUUAGAAUGUCCAAUUGUUUUAUUUGUGGUGACCUGGCAUACCAGGGCUCUAGACUGCGACCAAAAUGUUCGCAAAUGCGAUGGUUUUUUUAUAUUAUGCGAGGAAAAUUUUCACAGGGUCACGCAUUGGUGCGAGUGCGUAAAACGAAAUUUUCCCCGCCAAAGAUUUAUUUAACAUUUAAUGUGAUUUAUGAGUGGUGAAUGACGCGCUUGUGAAGAUUGCAGGAAAUAAUCUAAGUGCUGGUUUUUAAGAAAAAAGGUGAUAGAAAAAUUAAUGGGGGCCUGUGCCACAGUAGAGCUUUAGGUCUAGCAAAGCCCCUGUGUCGUAGUAAGUACAAUUUUGACUGUAUUAUUUGUGUACCCUUCAAAAAUUGCUCUUGAGAAAUGUUAUGUUUAUUAUCUGGCCAUCUGGCGUACCGUGCGUUUUCCCGGUGGGCCGCUAUUGUAUGGGGCCGGAACGGAGGCGUUGGCCGCUAAUGUAUGGGGCCAUAACGGACGCGUUGGCCGCUUAGACGGACGUAUUAUAAAUGCAAAUGCACGCAACGCGAAUGCAAAAGACACAUAUGCAUGCAUGCACAACACAACACCCCCCCCGCCCCAUCGACAGAUUCGGCCCUGCUGCCACGCACCAGCUAAUCAAAUAAAAAAAUAUAGCUACCGAACAGCCAAUCAGAAAAUAGCAUUGCUGUAUCCGGGUAAGAUUUAGAUAUCCCCGCAACAACAACGUUUACAUUCUGAUUCCAACGACACAUUCUGUGGCUAUUCAAAAAGCCGCUGAGAGGCUAAACUGGGAGUGCUGUGUUUGUGACGCAUCAAAAAAAAGACAUCAUCCAUAUGUUAAAGUGGAAAGUUUUCGGUUGGUUCAACAAAGAGUACACUUACUCCCCAUUCACCCCCUCCUGCCCACAACAGGUGAGCAGGUGCCUAAUAACCAAUUCCCACAUGACCACUCCCAAAUCAUGUGACAGAUUAACCAUUUCAUGUCCACUACAUUUACCAGCCCCUAAUUAUUAUCAAAAUUAAUAAUAAUUACAAGUACAGAUACAUGAAGACAUGAAAUUCAUUACGUUCAUUUUCCAACAUAAAGGAGAAAAAGUCUCAUCACAUUAGUCCAAGAGAUAAAUGUUCAUAAUCACGUAUUCAAUGUUCAUAACAGUUAUUUUUCGUCAAAUCCAUAGAUCAAAGUUUAUGUUAAAGCAAAAUGUCCAUCAAACUUCAAUCCAUAAUUAUUCAUCUUCUGCUUCCUAUAAAAGACAUAUUUUGGUUAUUGGUCUGUCCAGGUAGCUGCCUUUGGUUUUAACUUGCACAUGACGUACAAAUUCUCUUUUGAGUAAACAAAACCAGGAAUCGCUUGGCACUGGAUGGAACUCUGUCAUCCAUCAUGACAGUGAAAAUGGCUGGCCUGGAACCACUGUGUUUCAAAUGGGAGCCCCCAACUCCUGUGCUGAAGGCCUCAAAACCUGCUACCAACACCUACAAUAAACAACAUUAUUAUCUCUCUCUCUCACACACCUGCACUAAGAAAUGCUGAAUUAAAUAAUUUUUUAAUUGUACGAAUCUAAGUAUUCCAUUUCCCAGAUCAAACCAUCGAUCGUAACCAAAACCCCUCCACCAAAACCUCACACUCAACUCAGUUCAAAACGUAGCCCUGCACAUUUAUUCUCACUUAAUACAUCAAAUCUGUCUUUCACUUCUUGUUAGUCUCCAUAGAGACCGACAAAAAUUGCCAGAGCCGACUAUAUUUCAAGUCGUCUCGGCGGGGUAUUGGGUAAAGUUUUCAAUUAGCAAUAAUCGCGCCUCGGAUAAACCUCAUAGGCUACGAUACUGCCACUGCGCAAAGCUAAAGAAUACAGCUUCUCCUGUCCCUACCACCCUGAACCUGCGACACUUUCCCAAGACGGUAACACGUGUGACGUCAGGACGCACUCAAGACAAAUUAAUUUUAUAAAAUAUAUUAUGUACUUAAAUGCCUUUGGUAAAUCCAGCGCUGUGUAUAAAAUCGCGCAAACGACCGUGAACAUUUUUAUUUAAGAAAUAAUAUUCGGUAAUAAGAAUAACGUUCGCGUUGCAUCAUGGGAGCGUAGUGACGUAGGAGACAUGGGGAGACGUCGGGUGGACUGAAGGUUUCGAAAGAAUCAGAAAAGCGAGAGCAUCGGUGAGUCUAAAGAUCUUCGUGAUGUUUUUCUUAGAGCUUAGAAGCAGCGAAAUAUUAAUUAAACUCUGAAAAUGUGAUUCAUAAAUCGUAAUAUAGGUGCAGGAUUGUGUGAGAACGUCAUGGCCACGUCACUCAAACCCGCAGUGCUUUGAACCACCACAAGAUGUCAGUAAAAGCUAAACCGUACAGCAGAGUUUAAACUUGCAUUCAUUCAUUAAUACAUAUAAAAUCGGGAAUGGAACGUCUUAGGUCAGUAGUCGGUACAAAGCAUAAUAAUAAUAGUAAUAUUACAGUAUAUUUAAAUCUUUAGAUUUGAUCUAAAAAGGCAUUAUGCCGUUUGUCUAGUGUUAUUAUUUCACCUAUUUUGAUGAAUACCAAAUAAUGUUUUUUAUGUUUAUUCGUGAUUUACAUGAUGUUUUGCAACAUCAAGUGUCAAGUGGUUCACAGUAGUCUGAUGUGAUGUUUCUUCAUUGUGCUGAUGCUGAUGCUGCUGACACAGAGCACAGUGAGACAGCGACACAUCGCCAUGGUGAAGUGAUGUCAGCACUCUGACUGACAGAAUGAAGUUUUGAGGAUCAGCAGAACAUUCAGUCUCACCAGUCAUGAGAAUUUCAUUUCUACAUCACUUCUUCAGUGUCAGACUUGCGACUCCAUUUUAAAAACUCAUAAAUCAUUCAGAUAUAAACUUACUGUUCUUAUUCUUCAAAAUGUGUCCUGUGGUUUCUUAGGACUGAUAAAUGUAGGACAUAUCUGUCUUUGAUUUAUUGCUGAAAAGUUUCUCUAAGAUGUUUGUCGCUGCACACUCGCUAUGCUGGAAAUAUUUUUCGGAGGAUGAAAAUCUGUAUCGUGUGAUUGAUUGACCUUCUUGAACGACACAGAGCCAUUGAUGUUUAUAAUGUAUGUGAAUGACCUAAAACUUAAUGAUACACCCACACAGUACCAGUCAUACUGCAACCUCUAUACGGCAUUAUUUAUUUAUUUAUUUAUUUAUUGUGUUUUUUUUAUAUACAAAAUUUAGUAAGGUAUUGGAGUCCCUAAGUAAUAUAUCAGCUUUUUUUACUUUCUCAGCACUUCUCUAUUAUUUCACUUAUUUUGCUUCAUACAAGUUUAAAAUAACAAGACUAUUUCCACUUUCUCAAUUAUAAAACAUGAAAGUUGUUAAAACAAUACAGUAAACCACAGACCUGCGUGAAAGAUUUGAAUGCAGAGAUGCUUUUUUUGGAACAAUCCCAUCACUUAAACAAGCAACAAACUGUAAGUAUACUGAAUGCAAUCGCUGUUGUAUGCCAAAGUCUGUCUCUGUCUCUGUCUCUGUCUCUGUCUCUGUCUCUGUCUCUGUCUCUGUCUCUGUCUGUCUGUCUCUCUGCCGUGCUGUUCUUGUGUGUUCAUUAGCCCCAUAUGAAAGUCUACAUGUUAAAACCAGCUGAAGUGCAAGAGCCUAUAAAAGCAGCCAGAAGGGCAUGCCACCUCUCUUUUGAUUCGGUUCCGGAUCUCAGGUCUGGAAAUAGAGAUUAACAGAUGGCGAAGUGAUGGCAUUGGAUCAGGCGGAGCGGCCUGGCCACGCCCACGCUGCACCCGCUGUACCGUGAAAUCACCGGGGGUUUACACUGUGCCCACACAAGAGCUCUUGCUCGAUUUCCGUCUUUCUCUCCAUUUCUGUAUAUAAGCAAUAGCUGAAAGCACACAAGUUCUGCAAUUGCUGAGAGGAUGUAAAAUAUGACUCAUUUGAUAACUGGAUUUAUAUUCUCAGAUAAAAACGCAAGGGUAAAACUUGUUGAGUUGGCCUGACUAUUUUUACAAGACUCCUCAUGCCUAUGAUAUGCAUAGAUGUUAGAAAUAACAUACUGUAGAUGUUUUAAUUUUGGCAUCAAAAUGCAUUGACAGAAACCCAUGAAGUCUUUGGUUUUGGAUGAAUGAGGAAGGAGAAUCGGAUCAGGUUGAGUGGAGGAAGAGUCUGUCUCUUCAUCUCUCACUCCACUGAGCUGCGCCACCAAUAAACACCACAACUACACAACACAAGCUAUGCAAAACAAAUAGGAAUGUAUGACAGGAGCUGUUCUCAAACCACACAGGUGGUCACACCAGCAAAACGCAAAUGAGCAUUUUUAAAUGUCUUCAGGCUGUGGGGGAUUUGUCAUUCCCAUAAUGCAUUCUGUAGCUCAGUUGGUGAAGCACUGUGUUAAGAGCACAAAGGUUGUGUGUUUGACGCUAAUGAAAUGUAUGCCUUGAAUGCAUUGUAACUUGCUUUGGAUAAAAGUGCCAGUUUCUAUUUUGUUUUUCAAAGCAAAACGUACAAACAAGCAGAAUUCAAGAAAGUUUAGAGACUUUAAAGAUGUACUGUAAAAAAUUCUACUUGCAACACGUUGUCUUAACAAAGUCAAUAAAGUAACUUCAAGAAAGUUUUUUCUAGUAAGAUCGAGUCAAUUUAUUGUUUUGUGUACACUGUACACUGAACUUAGAUACUAAAGUGCUUGUCCAAAACAUGUCAAAACCUUUUAAAAUUCCCAAACAGUUAUCUCAAAUGAUUUUACAAUAAACAAAGGUUUGAAAGUUCCCAGCACUUCCCAGUUUUCACUGUUUAGUGUUUGCCGGCUUUAUUUAUGCUGUUGUUGUUGUCACUGUUAGUUAUUUGUUGUGUUUGGAAUGCACUUUUAAUGUGUGAUGUUUGACUAUUGUCACCAUGACUGAGGUUUGUGUGUUUGGUGUUGAGCUCUAAGUCAGGGUUGCCAGAUUGGCAUACUGCAUCUUGCAAUUGAUCAAACUAUUGACCAUCCCCAUUUCUAAACAAAGAAGAGUACAAAUAAUUGUAUUACCUUAAAAUAUGGCCACGGGUGAAGAAAAUCCCUUUACUUGUAACCUGGAGCAGCGAUAUAUAAAGAAAACGUCAGAUCUGGCAACCUUGGUCUCCGUGCAUGCAAUUCAUCUGACCAACACACAAACAAAGGAACUAUUCACGUUAUGAUUACUAAAAUUUUACUGUACGCGUUUACUACCCUGUACAAUGUCUCUUAUAUGUUAUUAUCCCCCAUUUUCUGUAAAAUAGUCUUUAUUUUAUAUAUGCACAAUUUAGAAUCUUUUAGACUGUAAAUCGUAUUAUAUUGUAUUGUCAUUGUGUUGAAUGUCUGUACUAGAAGCUUCCAACACCAAAGAAAAUUCCUUGUGUGUGCAAGCAC